CAAUGAAUUUCAUUUUGACGUAACGAUACACGAAGGAUUUCAUUGGUUGAAGCGAUCAGAUGACCAACAUAGUUUACUGGAGUCGGAGGGCAUAAUUACCUCGCUGGAAAAAGGAGCGAGGAACUCCCAUGAAAAGCUGACGGGUGGCGAAAGUUGAGCGAUCGUUUUAUGACAAAGAGAAGUGAAACCGAGGCUGUAUAAACAGCUUCACAAUUAAGCAGAGUGUUGUUUGUCAUGUUAGAGCUUUUUAACAGUGUUUUAAUUACAAAAGACAGCAAUGAGGGAAGAAAUUGCAGCAGCAGUUGUUUUCGUAACCCGUCUCAUAAAAUUGAACGAUAGCAUUCCUAAAGAAAAGGUCGAGGAGUUUUCUACAGAACUGUCAUCAGCAUUAGUUGAAAAGUUCAAGAAUCAUUGGUACACAGAUGAACCAUCCAAGGGUCAGGGUUAUAGGUGCAUACGUAUCAACCCAUCAGAGCCUAUUGAUCCUGCAAUAUUGAAAGCUGCCAACAGAUGCGGAUUACAGUACACUGAUCUCAACUUGCCUCAAGAAUUGACUCUCUGGGUAGAUCCAAAUGAAGUUUGCUGCAGAUUUGGAGAAAGCCAUGGCUCAUACUGCCAGCUAGCAGUGCUGAAGGAAGAUGGCAACUUGGAAAAUCAGGCCCACACCAUCAACAUAGAGGAUCUAGUGAGGCAGCAGCAGCAGCGCUUCAACAUGAACCUGAACAUUACCACCACACGCACAAGUGCUAAUAAGCUGAAAGCCCUUGCUAUGAAGAAUGCAUUCAACCAGCAGGCCCUAGGCAACCCCUUUAGCAAGUAUCAACACAACGCCAUGAACAACAAUCACUUCCAAAAUGGCCAUACAUCACGUCCAUUCCAAAAGUCUCACUUCAAAAAUGGCUAUCACAAUAAUGCAUCUGUAAAUAGCUCAUCAUUUGGUCAUCACAGGAGAGGAUCAGGCGAUUUUAAUACGGGCAGCGGCAAUUACAGUGGGGGUGUUAACGCUCAAAGUAAAGAUCGUUACCGCUGGGUGCGGAAUAGGCAACAGCCGGUUGAGCAACCGGAAAGCAUGAGGCUAAGCCCCAAUUGAUUUCUGUAAUAUUUAAUCAAAAGCCUAUGGGUGAUAUUUGAGUUACAUGUCUUGUUCUGCUACUGAAAUGGUGCCUUUGUUACAUCAAAAAUUGUCUUCUUUAUAGCUAACAGUCAGGUUAAUUAUGACAUUUAAUGUACAAUGAUUGUUCAUUUGUAUUUAUUUGGUUGCACUUGAGUAGCAGGCAUGGCAUGGGAGCUCUUUUAAGUCUUAAACUUGUUGACGACUUUUGCCAUGUAUUUAUGGACUUGAGAUUUUAUUUGUUUCAUGCACAUAUUCAUUCUAAAUGAAAACACAUGGGUAAUAUAACAUCAGUUAGAAAAGGCUUUGUAUUAUAACCAUUAAAUCAUGUACCUAUUUUUGAUGUUUAAAAAAAUUGAUAAUCACUGCUUCAUUUGUAAGUAUUAGUAACUUUUUUUCAAACAUUAAUUUCUAUGUAUUUACUGUAGUAUAAUUAAAUGAUCUCAAUCAUUAUGAAUAGUGCACAACAUAUCAACAAAUGAAGAACUGUUGCAUAUUACAAUUAACCUAAUCAUUGCUUUUGGCAACUGUUGUAGGAAAAGAACAGUGCAACUUGUAUUUAUGUGUUUGUGAUAAUCUUGUGGACAGUAUUUUUGGAAAGAUGUCAAUAUCUGUUUUUUUAUUCUGUUAUAGAGCAGCCAUGUGCUUAUAAACUAAUAUGUACAUAAGGGUUAGAUAUGUCUUAAAAAAGGUUCUUGUGAGUUCCAAAGUACAAAAAUAUGAGUGCAUUAGUGAUAAGGAAGAAUUUGUAGAUAAUAAUUAAAAUUUUGCAGUAUUAACUUCAAUUUGUCAAGCUGUGUAUUAAAUAAUGUGUAAGAAAAUCCUAACACAAUUCCUAUUUAUUUUCACAAGAUGUGUGCGUUUAAGCUUGUAACUUGAUUCAAAGAUCUUCAUUUUUGUGGUCAUUCCUUCAAAUUGUAUUAAUUUGUUAUUGUUUUGUUUUUUCCAAUAGCAAUUUGUAAAUAGAAUAAACUGAGGAUUGUAAAUUUAAAAAUUGUGUACAGGAUUAAAUCAAUUUUUUCUAUGUAUAGAACUAAUAUAUACAGCUCUAUUAUUUAUUAGAAUUUAUUAUUCAAUGUGCAACCAUGAUAUUUAAGUUGGAGUAUUGCAGGAAGAGUAUGUACUGGGGCUCAAACAGGUCAAACAAUUUCUUAUGUCGGUUUGGUGCGUAAAAAUGAAAAAAGGAUUUCUGGUUGGGUCUGGAUUUAUUUGGGUUUACAAGGGGUUAAAUUUAAAUGGGUUGAUUACAAAUUAUAAAAACUACAUUUUGUGCAUAUUAUCUUAUGCAUAUAACAUAUUGGACUAUUCGCAAAGUCAGAAAUAUGAACAGUUUAUCUUUUAUAGGCGUAUUCAAAAUAUUGUGGAAAAUAAAUGUUUGUAUUGAAUGAAACUAAGGUAAUUUUUUAUUGGCUCCGAUGAUAGAUAGCAUGAAAAACAACAUAAAAUUAAGAAUGUUUUCUUCAGGGUAAAGACAAGAAUCAUAUUAUUUAUGUAUGCUCUAAAUGAUGUUUGAAGAUGAUUAAAAUCACCGUAUGACUCUCAGAAUACCAGUGCUUUCUUCUUAAUCAUAAGAUCUAGCAAUGAAUAAGUAAAUAAGCUACUUGGCCAGGUAUCAUUGGCAAAACCUUAGUCCCUGAUCAGCGGGUAUUUUUUACCAGCAAAGUGCAUAUUUUUUCGUGUACAGGUUUGAGCCCUAUUAUUUACUUGUAAAUUUAAAUGGAGUUAAUGAGUCACAAUUUCACUAAAAGAUCCAUUGAAAUUUAUAUGUUGCAAAGUGCUUAUCUGCGAACUACAUCUUUCCUGUUUAAAUUACAUAUUGCCAUUUUAAUUUUAUUAUCAAAUUUUAGUAGUUGAAUAGAAUAUGUUGUGAUUUUAAGAUAUGAAUCCAUCAUGAAAGUUGUGCAUGUGUAUGUUGUUAUUACGGUGUGUUUUCAUUGUUAUUCAUUAUAUUCAUACGUGUAGUCUUGUUUUGUUUCUGCCCAAGUUAUUCAUUUAGUUGGUAUUGCCUGUUGUGGAUUUUGAUUUAUAAAGCAUAUUUAUUUAUCCAAUUUUUCUAUUCACAAUACAUACAUAAGUAUUGAUUUUUAUUCUGUCAAUGAGGUAUUACUUUGCUCAAAUAGUGAAAUUCAAAUUGUUAGCAAUGAUAAAACAAAACAAAAGAAUCCAUUAGUAAAGAGAUGAUCAUAACAGGCUUGGCAUAUGAUAAACAACCAAAUUAUUAAGUUUUUAGUGAGAUAAUGAUAUAACCUCUGGGCAGAAACCCAGAUCUGUGGUGAGUGAGUGAGACAGGAUGGGAAAUGCUGCACUUAAUACUGCUUGAUUCUGUGAAGAUCAUGUUUAAAAUUUGGGCAAAUAUUGGGUGUUAAAAACGUGUGAAGUAUACUUUUUAUUGGUCAUUAUACGUGUACAAUUAACUUUUUAGUUUGAUUUUGUUCUUGUUUGGCCUUGGGUUCAGUUAAAAGGCAGGUGUGCAGCAUUUGUGUGUGGAGUGGAGGGAUGCAGCUGUUCAAGUGAAAUUUGCUAGUGUGUUCCAGUCUUCAGUACCAAAAUUGAGGUCCUAGUUGCCAUGUGGAAUCUCUCGCCCAUCUUUGAUAGAAAUCAAUACAACCUUCAUUUCCAUUUCAUUGUUGUUUUUAGAUUUUCAUAUGCCAUAGUCAAAGGGAUUCACACAUUUUAUUAUAUAUUUUAUGUGCCAGUUUUAUUCCUUUAUACAGGUUAUUCAAAUUGAUUUGUUAUUUAUUUUAUUUCUACAUGUUGACUCAUUAUAAUUAUGAGAAACAUAGGAUUUGUUAUAUCGUGAUAUGUUUGGACUGAAAACAAAAUAUCAGGGUAAAUUAAAGUGCCCUGUCUUUGAGCAGCUACAAAUUAAGUUCCUUGUUGUAAAUCUUACAUGUACAAGUUUCCAUCAAGCUUACAUGUUUGUUAUCGCAGUGGUGUGGAAAAGAGAGUUUUAUUGUAAUCUGUUUAAUGUCAAUAUGUGAUCAUUGGCAGUUAUGUGCGACCUUGCAAACUAACAUUUCUCUGUGAUGAUGUUAUCAGGUGUUAGCCUCACUACCAAAACAGAUCUGAAUAAAUAUUUUAUAGCAUACAAA
This is a messenger RNA of Dreissena polymorpha, 4203 nucleotides long. Its product is annotated as protein BTG1-like. The coding region runs from base 278 to 1090 and encodes 270 amino acids. Gene Ontology annotation, cellular component: nucleus; cytoplasm. Gene Ontology annotation, biological process: negative regulation of mitotic cell cycle; negative regulation of cell population proliferation. The transcript has 3 exons. NCBI's taxonomy places the organism in Eukaryota, Metazoa, Mollusca, Bivalvia, Myida, Dreissenidae. The record is from RefSeq and is a predicted model, not a curated record.